UAUCAAAUGUUUCCUAGGAGAAGCAAAACUCACAGUCUGAGUUCACUAUGGAAAACUUGGCGAGCACAGUAACUGAUUUAUUUGUUGCUGGGACAGAGACAACAAGCACCACUCUGAGAUAUGGACUUCUGCUGCUUCUUAAGCACCCAGAGGUCACAGCUAAAGUCCAAGAAGAGAUCAACCGUGUGAUUGGCAGGCAUCGGAGCCCCUGCAUGCAGGACAGGAGUCACAUGCCCUACACGGAUGCCGUGGUGCAUGAGAUCCAGAGAUACAUUGACCUGGUCCCCAAUAGUUUGCCCCAUGCAGUGACCCGUGACAUUAAAUUCAGAAACUACCUGAUCCCCAAGGGCACACCCAUAUUAGCAUCCCUGACAUCUGUGCUGCACGAUGACAAAGAAUUCCCCAACCCAGAGAAGUUCGAUCCUGGUCAUUUUCUGGAUGACAGUGGCAACUUUAAAAAAAGCAACUUCUUCAUGCCUUUCUCAACAGGAAAACGGAUUUGUGCGGGAGAAGGACUGGCCCGCAUGGAGCUGUUUUUAUUCCUGACCAGCAUUUUACAGAACUUUAACCUGAAAUCCUUGAUUGAUCCAAAGAAGCUCAAUGCCACUUCGAGUUCCGCUGCGGGUCUUUCUUUGCCACCCUUGUACAAGAUCUGCUUCAUUCCCGUGUGAAGAAGGUCAGGUCAUCUGCCUGCUGUGGCUGCCUUUUGCCUCUCUCUUAUCAAUGACAUCCUCUGCCUCCUUCCUACUAUUAAGGAUGUAUUCUCUGACCUGUUGUCUCACAUCUCCCCAUUCCCUUAAGAUGCAGUGAACAUCCAAUGUCCAUUAAGGGGAGUUUCUGGAACUGUAUCUAUAUCUGCUCUUCCUCAUACUCUGUAAAACUGUAUUUACUGCCACAUAUGACAAUACUUACCUAGUGUGUGUUGUUAAUAUGUUAUUGCUAUAAAACACCGUAAAAUGAUUAAUGUUUGAUAAUUCAGAGCCAUUUCUCCUGUGUAUGUUUUAAAUAAAAAUGUUAUUAAUUGCUGAGUCAGAU
Propithecus coquereli (Coquerel's sifaka) is the source of this 1035-nucleotide messenger RNA. Its product is annotated as cytochrome P450 2C42-like. Lineage: Eukaryota; Metazoa; Chordata; Mammalia; Primates; Indriidae. Gene Ontology annotation, cellular component: intracellular membrane-bounded organelle; cytoplasm. Gene Ontology annotation, molecular function: iron ion binding; heme binding; oxidoreductase activity, acting on paired donors, with incorporation or reduction of molecular oxygen, reduced flavin or flavoprotein as one donor, and incorporation of one atom of oxygen. The record is from RefSeq and is a predicted model, not a curated record. Gene Ontology annotation, biological process: xenobiotic metabolic process. Bases 48 to 671 code for a protein of 207 amino acids. The transcript is spliced from 4 exons.